CGUGACCACCGAGGGAAGAGAACACAGAACUGCUUCAUCAUGAAUUUUGUAAUGAAAGCUGCGCUGGGAGGAGGCCCUCCUGAUGUCGGCAAAAUGCUGGGUGGGGAGGAGAAGGAGGAGGAUCCCGACGCAGCGAAGAAAGAGGAGGAGCGACAGGAGGCUCUGAGGCAGCAGGAGGAGGAGAGGAAGGCCAAAUAUGCCAAGAUGGAGGCUGAGAGGGAAAGCAUGAGGCAAGGCAUCAGGGAUAAGUACGGCUUGAAAAAGCGCGAGGUGGCCGAGGCCGAGGCAGCAGCCGCCGCAGAGGAGGCCGCGGAGGGCAGCUUGACUCGACCCAAGAAGGCCGUGCCGGCUGGCUGCGGCGACGAGGAGGAAGAGGAAAGCAUCAUGGACACGGUGAUGAAAUACCUGCCAGGUCCGCUGCAAGACAUGCUGAAGAAGUAGGUUAGCUAGCGAGCCAAUGCUAACAUUAUCUAGCUUAGUUCAUUGGCUACAGUUGCAAGGUUUGUUCAGGUUUCUUUCCAUUCACAUGUAAGUACUUCAAAUGAAGCUAAAAUUUGGUUGCGGUGUUUUGGUGUGAAAUCAAAGUUUCACGGUGGGGAAAUGAAUCCGACGUGAACCAACUCUGUGAACUGCAGCCUUUAGACUAAGCUAGGCCGAGCCAACGGCCAGGUGAAUGUUAGCCUGACUCGUGUUAAAGUUGUGAAGCUAACAGCAAGCAGAGGGCCUAAAGACACAUGGUAGAUGGUUUAUCCUUCUAGUCUGAGAAGUUUUAAACUCCUUUUUCUCUCCUCUGCGAUAGCUGCAGAACUCUCUUGCAGUACAGAAAAAAAUAAUCUUCUUUGUCCACCACAUUCACUCAAUUUGUACAUAAAUAAAUGAAUACAUACCAAGCCUCAAGGUGGGCAAACAAUCAUAAAUAUUAUAUGGAAAUAUUAUUCUGUGUGUCUGUCUUGAAAAUAAGAAGAAGAAAAAAAAAAGUGAUAACUUGAUAAGCCAUAUUUUAAAAAGAAAAUUUAAAGACUACUGUUGUGUGCUCCUAAAGCUUCUGUUUUGCGUUUGACUAUGUCUGAAAUUUAUGUAAAACUUUUUGCACACAAUGUGACACAUUCUCUGUAAUACCUAUUGUGUAACUCCCCCCCUACACGAUCCCACGAUGGCCAACAUCAAGGUGUUAUACAUUCAUGUAGUAUACUGUUUAAAAAAUGUUUCUACUCCCCCCCGUUCAGAGCGUCUCCUUCUUACGUCUUGCAUGCCAUUUGUCUGGUCGAGUUCGUUGUGUGACGAUGUGCUCCCCCCAAAAACCUCCCCGAUCCACUUUUCUCCUCUUCUUUAUCAUGCAAAAAAUAUUAAGGCAAUAACUCCUAAGUUUGACUGUGUUUUCACUACCAUGUCGAUAUAACCGUUAAUAAUAUUAGUAAUGAAAAAAAAAGAGGAAAAAAAAAAAGAGAAAAAGAUAUGUAUGCAUUCAGGAAAUUUAAUUUACAGGUUUGCAGGGUUUUGUUUUUUUGUUGUUUCAUUGUUUUGACGAAGAAUGACUGCGUAGCUGUUCAAACGACAGCCAAAACCUUAAGCUUUCAGCCAUAAAACCAGAACUUACAGUAUAUAUACUAUUACUAUCAGGAUCUACUAGAUGGGAAGGAAAUACUGAGUGACGCAGUAUGAAUAAGCAGUAUGUGUUUAAAUAAGCAGUACUAAGUGAAGAGUGGACAACAAGUCUGGAUUUGGCAUCAUAUGUGAAGAAAGUGACCGUCUUCCCUCAAUACAACACACACACACACACACACCCAAACACACACAGUGAAGUGAGUACUGCAGUUUUGAGUACUGAUCUAGUUACACAGAAAAAAGCCAGGAGUGUUUGAAAAAGAAGACGUGACGUGUUGCUCGAUUCUGUUCCGUUGUUGGUGUCGAUGUGAGAAUGAGCCGGUGAAGGGCGAUGCAGAAUGCCAUGAGCAAUAAAGGAUUAUCAUGUAUGUUUCUGCCUGAGAUUCAAUAAAAACUUAAAACCUUGUUCACAGACAUAAAAAAA
Stegastes partitus (bicolor damselfish) is the source of this 2029-nucleotide messenger RNA. RefSeq names its product complexin 2a (gene cplx2a). Gene Ontology annotation, biological process: neurotransmitter transport; regulation of neurotransmitter secretion; synaptic vesicle exocytosis. The coding region runs from base 40 to 441 and encodes 133 amino acids. The transcript is spliced from 3 exons. Gene Ontology annotation, molecular function: syntaxin binding. Lineage: Eukaryota; Metazoa; Chordata; Actinopteri; Pomacentridae. The record is from RefSeq and is a predicted model, not a curated record. Gene Ontology annotation, cellular component: terminal bouton; SNARE complex.